UGUGUGUGUGUGGUGAAGUGAUAGGCGUGACCUGAGGCGCACAGAAAGCUUCAGCACUGCCAUUCUGCUGUCAUAGUACACACACUAUACUCUCCAGCACUGCGUGCGCGGACGGAUGCCAGUCCUCACAGAAGCAGACAGAGUUUGGUCAGACCUCAGCGAGUCUCCAGUUCAUUGCCCCCGUGUGAAGCGCAUUAUGCGUCUCCUCAACUCUCCUCGUAACAUCUCCAGGCAGUAGAUCGCUCGCGCGCGCGCCACUUCCCUCUGACUCCUCCAGCAGACGCGACCAUGGCUGAAGAGGACAGCGCGAUCGGACGAGUUUCAGACUCAAACACGAACAGCACGAACUUCGGCGUGUUGAGCUGGGAGCAGGUCCAGCGUCUGGACCUCAUCCUGACCGAGAGCAUCCCGAUCCACGGCAGAGGAAACUUCCCCACGCUGCAGAUGAAGCCGCGGCAGAUCGUGACGGCGGUGCGGAGCUGCAUGCAGGAGCAGGGCAUCCAUGUGCGGGACGUGCGUCUCAACGGAUCCGCCGCCAGUCACGUCCUGCACGGGGACAGCGGGCUCGGCUAUAAGGACCUGGACCUCAUAUUCUGCGUGGACCUGAAGGGAGAGACGGAGUUUCAGAUCGUCAAGAACAUAGUGCUGGACUGUCUGCUGGACUUCUUACCUGAUGGGGUCAAUAAAGAGAAAAUCACUCCGCUGACCCUGAAGGAAGCAUAUGUGCAGAAGAUGGUGAAAGUGUGCAAUGAUUCGGACCGCUGGAGUCUCAUCUCUCUCUCCAACAACCGGGGCAAAAACGUGGAGCUCAAGUUCGUGGACUCCUUGCGCCGGCAGUUCGAGUUUAGCGUCGAUUCUUUCCAGAUUAAGCUAGACUCUCUGCUGCUUUUCUACGAGUGCUCGGAGAACCCCAUGGCCAAAACGUUUCACCCCACCAUCAUCGGCGAGAGCGUGUACGGAGACUUCGCCACGGCGCUGGACCACUUGCGCAACAAGGUGAUCUGCACGAGGAACCCCGAGGAGAUCCGAGGAGGCGGCCUCCUGAAAUACUGCCAUCUUCUGGUCAGGGGUUUCCGAGCCGCCUCCGAGUCCGAGAUGAAGUCUCUCCAGCGCUACAUGUGCUCCCGCUUCUUCAUCGACUUCUCGGACAUCAGCGAACAGCAGCGCAAGCUGGAGUCUUACCUCCAGAACCACUUUGUGGGCUUGGAGGACCGCAAGUAUGAUUAUCUGACGACGCUGCACGGGGUGGUGAACGAGAGCACGGUGUGUCUGAUGGGACACGAGCGGCGGCAGGCCCUUGGGCUGAUCGCCAUGCUAGCGGUGCACGUGUUGGCCGAGCAGAAUGUCAUACCCAACGUGGCCAAUGUCACUUGCUAUUACCAGCCUGCCCCUUAUGUUGCAGACGGUAACUUUAGCAAUUAUUACAUUGCUCAAGUCCAGCCAGUCUUUACAUGUCAUCAGCAAACCUACUCCACAUGGCUGCCAUGCAACUGAACGCCAAAAAGAUGAGCUGAAUCAUUGCAUUGUUGAGUUUGUUUCGCAAUUGACCCCGAGUGUUACCGUCCACUUCCCCAAUGUGCAUCGAUGCUUGAGUGAAAUUAAUGGGGUUUGUCUGUUAUCUCAAAUGAGUUUGAAAGGCAACUUCUGCUCUGCCUUGCCUAAUUCUCGGCUGAACUAUUCUCAAGUGUGUUCCUGACUGGCUGACACGUUGAAUCCCAGUCAACUGCACGUUGAAUCCCAGAGCAAGGUUUUGGAAAGCUGCAGUUGCACACUUUAGUCCAAAUGGUAACCAGUGUAUUGCUAAGAACCUUUUUACAAAGACUCUCUGAGUGAGGGGAAAAGUCAAAAACUAAAACCCUUACAGUUUGUACAAACCAAAGAUAUUUAGAUUGUAUUUUUAUACCCAGACUAUCAGCAGAUGUGAUAGUGCUGUCUAUAUUUGUACAUGUGAAUGCAUUCAAAGUGCCUAACAUCAAUGCAGUACGCUGAGGUGAGCAAAGCAACCUCAGAAUCACGAAACACGACAAAGGGAAUUAAAAGCUUGUGAAUGUACAUGAUGUGUCCUGAUUUACAACCAAUGUAAGUGUCAUUUUUGCUUGCAGUUCAGUCUCUGUCUAUUAAUUGAACUCCUAAUUUAUUGUUUCUGAGCAGCGUCCACAGCUAUCUUUUAGUUUAGUCCACAUUUGCGCCGGCUUUCCAGCAGACUGUAUGAUCCUGGUGAGAGUUGAGGCCCGAAAACAAACAAAAGAUCUAUUUUGCGGGCAAGAACAAAGUUUGUUUCCGGACUUUCUAGAUGAAAGGUAUUUGCAGAAACCUCUGAUGGUGGGACGCUAUUUGCUGUAACAUCCAAGCAAGGAAUUCGACAUCUCCUGCUGAAGUAAAACCCGCUGUGUUCCUGCUCUCCCGUCACAGCUGAACCUGACCCCGCGUUCACCCGCUGUUAACAGAGUGUUAACCUGUUCCUGAUUAAUAGUGCUGGAAGGAAGCAGGAGGGGCCAUGGCAUAUAUGUUUAGCCUUGACAAAGAGACUUGAGAGGAGAGGGAAGAGGAAAGCGAGACGCAGAUGAGAGCGAGGGAGGGAGGGAGGGCUGGAGAGAUGGGUGCAGCUGGUGAAGGGGUUUAUCUACUUCUACAAAUGUCUUUUAAUCAGUACAGCUUAUUUCAUUACUAUGGGCAGUUUGUCUGAACAGCCACACGGUUUUUUAUAGGACUGAGAAGCACAGAGCAGUUUGCUUUACUGGAAUGCAAACUUUGCAGUUGAGUUUCCUGUAUUCCUCAUAUCACAGCAUGCAACUGAAGUGCACUCAAUUGUAGACAGUUUGGCAGUAUGAAGAUUAAAUAAGCAGAAAUAAGCUUGCAUUUGCAAUGCAUGAAAAAGAUUUUAAGGGGGUCAUAUCAUACUUUUUCUUUGACAUCAACUCAUAAUGUUUUGGUUUCCAAUUUAACUUUUCAGCACCAUUUUUAGUCUGUUUCUGAUCUUUAGAUGUAAAGGACCUCUAAAGGCUUUGGGUUUGCUGUCAGGUCCAAUAUAAAUUUAACUGCCCGAUUUUUUCAUUACAUACUUUUUGUGAGUUUGAGGACAUCAUAAUGUUUCUUCUGUCUGCUUUCAGAAAGUCGUGGAUGUUUAGUUUAAAUAAAUUUUAUUUUUGGACUGGGAAGCAAGUUUUGAUUUCUAAAAGUUUAAGUUUGUUUAUAUAGUGCAGGGAUUUCCAAACGUAUUUGUCAGCCAAACCCCUUUUCCCUAAAAUAUAUACUUGAAGUACAUUUCUGAGAUUUUAAGUUAAUAUUUUAAUAAUUACAACAAUAAUAAAAAAAACAUUUGCAUGUUCACGGUUCUCUGAUGUCAGUUAUGUGUUUCAUAAAAUGCAGGUAAACAAACAAAUCUUUUCUGAAGUGCUUUAUUUUUAUUUGAACAUAAAUAGAUGAAUCCCACGCAUUGCUAUAGCUUGUGAAUCAUAUUUUAAUACAGCAUUUCAGUCAUGCGACCUCGAUCGGACAUUGUUUUCCAAAAAAUGAAGCUUGCAUGACUGAAAAGUUGUAUUAUAUCACUGUGUGGGGUUCAUAUUUGCUUUACUUUAUUCCUAUGCUCCUGUUUUUAUGACUUACUAGGAGAUGUGGUAGUAUUUGUUUAAUAAUUUAUUUCGAUUCAGCAAUUUUAUGAUUUAAUUCAUUAUUAGCUUCUCACAAACCCAAGUUUUGGAAAUCCUGAGAUAGUACAUCAAAGUGAUUCUUCAUAAUAUGACCCCUUUAAAAACUUCAGUGGCUGCAUUACUAAUAAAUGCAUUACUUUGCAUUACUUCUAUAAGACAUGGUUGUUGAAGUGAUUGACACUGAGCAGAAUUUGCUUUAACAUUUGUUUUCAACCAAUGUGAUCUGCAGUGUUUGUGAAGCCUGAUUCUGUACUGAUUAUGAUGUUCACACGUCUCCUUUCUUUUAGUAUUUUGUAAGUCUGUGGUUUUCACUCACACUCUAAUUGGUCUUAACAUUUUGAUGGUAUCCUGUGGAUUUUUCUGGCAGCGGGAUGUUUGACUCGCUCUGUGAAGUCUGAGCUCCUAUCUUGGCAUUUUUCGAAUGAUGCCAAACACUUAAUGUUCAAAUAUCUUGUAAAAACAUCUUUUUAGGACAAACACACAUUAUGCUUGCUUUUCUUAUUGUAUCAGUAAAUUUAGUUGUCAUUCUGCAUUCUCUUUGUUCAAGCUGCUAAAUGUGUGUUUUUUUUUAAGCUGCUUCUUUUGUGCAUAAAUUUGUAUUCAGUUGAUCAAAGAUUUGACAUGUGUCCUCAAUAAAAAAAAGAAAAAAAAAAAA
Molecule: messenger RNA, 4305 nt
Organism: Cyprinus carpio (common carp)
Lineage: Eukaryota; Metazoa; Chordata; Actinopteri; Cypriniformes; Cyprinidae
Product: terminal nucleotidyltransferase 5A-like
Biological process (GO): mRNA stabilization
Molecular function (GO): RNA binding; poly(A) RNA polymerase activity
Source: RefSeq, a predicted model, not a curated record